Messenger RNA from Porites evermanni, 1623 nucleotides. NCBI's taxonomy places the organism in Eukaryota, Metazoa, Cnidaria, Anthozoa, Scleractinia, Poritidae. The record is from the annotation of a GenBank genome assembly.
GUUUAUAGAUCUGAUGACGAUACCGGAAAGACGAAGAGGGAGAAACCUACCCCAGACCCAGCAACCAUUAUUAGAAAUCUUGAUCGGUUCGCUGAAAAAUGGCAACACAUCUCCGAUACACAACUGACAGACGAUCCUCUUUUGCGGGAGUCCUUUCAAGAACAAGUGCAAAAUUUAAGACAGCAUAUUAAUGAAGGCUGUCUUUCGGGAAUUCCCCCGGGAUACUCAACAAGUAUUAAUGAAUGUCUCCACGAAAAAAUAAACGAUUUAUUCGCCGGAGCUAAGAUGGGGCCGGAGUUGGCUGUGGCACUUCUCACCGUAUUUUUCUUUUCAUGGAAUUCCAGAAGAAAGAACAAGAUAAAUGGUGUUCCAGUUGUGGUGCCAUUAUCUCAACAAACUCACAAGUCCACACAAUCAGAAGAGACAUUCGGAAUUGGGAAAACGGCUAAAAAAGGGAACGAUGAUAUUAACGUCUCUGGAAAUUUAGAAGAACCACAAGGCCCAAUUCGACGCGCAUUGUCGAUGCUUUCCUUUUUAAACACAGUAAAUACGAAAGCCAACAGAAGAUGUGACAUUAACUUGUACCAGUUAUUUUUUGAAGCUGACAUUGUUAAGUACAUGCUGAAAAAUUCUGGAGGAGGAAAUUUGGAGCCCGAUAAAAGUCGCAGCGUUGUAGCCACAGUCGCUGAACAAUUUGGAAUGGAAUUACACCCUAUGCCAAGAGAUGGCGAUUGCUUUUUUAAGGCUAUGGGAUUUAAUGUUUUAAACGUUGGAUCCCAUAGUGCUCUUAAGAACCAUUUUACAUCACUCGGACUGAUUCAAAUUGAUAACAUCGAAGAAAUGGCAAUAAAGCUAAGGGCUAUGAUGGUGCAUGAACUUGUUUAUAACAAAGAAAAGUAUGUUGACUUUGUACAGGAAUACGGAAUGCAAGAAUGGGAAGAGCGUGUUAAACAAUUUCUUCAGCCAGGAGUGUUUUCGGGUGAAGUGGGUGAUUUGAUGGUUAAGGCGACUGUAAAUGUGCUAAAGAUACCUUUGAUUCUUUUAACAUCGAUUGAAAAUUAUCCGGUUAUAAAUGUCACUCCCGAUGAAUUCGCUGAGGGAUGCAGUGAUUUCUGUCUGUUCGCAGCGUAUAGCCGAGAGGGACCGGGACACUACGAUGCUCUUUUUGAAAAUCAACAAAGAAUGGAAACCGUCGAGGAAGUAUCCGCGAAGCCCACACAAAGGUGUACAUGUGGGAUGAAUAGCAAAGAAGUGAAAAAUGUUUGCUGCAAACGACAAGCGGGUGGUAGUCGCCAGUAUGCCUCCCGUUGCCCAUGUCUAAAAGUAAAGCAAUCGUGUGGAGAAAACUGCAAGUGUAACGGUUGCGAUAACCCCUACGGGAAGAAAACUAGUAUUGGAAAGAGCACCAAACGGAAACGAAGCAAAGACCAAUUUGGGGGAGAAAGAAAAAGAGGUCUUCAAUUUAUGAUUGAUAACGAUGAAUCUGUCAGUGAUGGCAAAUGGACAGAUGAAGAAAAUUUAAUCUUGCUUCAGCAUGUCAUGGGCCAGCCCGAAGUUCUAGAGAAAAACAUUCCAAAGCAACUAGUCACUAAACUAACCAAUGCCUACAACAAAAGCGCUAAU